AUGAUCGCCGAAACUUCAACAAUAUCAACUUCUACUUGCUUCGCUAACGGUUCAGAUAACCGACAAGGACCUUCAGCAUACGACCGCGAAAGCUUCAACUCGUGUUGGGUAAAAUCGCGCACACGAAACCCCAGAAGAAAGAAGAAGAAUAAAGAAGAAGAUGAAAAAACAGAAGAAGAAAGACCCCGCGCGGGCGCUCCCCGCGUACCAACACGCGCACGCCUAGUGCGCCCGCGCCCUGCACCCCGAUGCGCAUGCACGCCCGCGCCCCGCUCCCCGACACGCGCGCCCGCCGACGCCCCGCUCCCCAACACGCGCGCGCCCGCCCGCGCCCUGCUCCCCGACACGCGCGCCCAGUAGCGACCCGCUCCCCAACGCCUUGCGCCACGCUCCCCUUGCCGCACGCAGUGCGCGUUCCUUUCCCCUUGCCCCGCGCGCGCGCUUUGCGCCCCGCUCCCCGGGUGCCCAGCACGCCCGCGCCCGGCUCCCUGUGCACUCAGCACGUCUGCGCCCCGCGCCCCAUCAUGA
Messenger RNA from Erythranthe guttata (spotted monkey flower), 528 nucleotides. Lineage: Eukaryota; Viridiplantae; Streptophyta; Magnoliopsida; Lamiales; Phrymaceae. The record is from RefSeq and is a predicted model, not a curated record.